Molecule: messenger RNA, 1170 nt
Organism: Paramecium tetraurelia
Lineage: Eukaryota; Ciliophora; Oligohymenophorea; Peniculida; Parameciidae
Exons: 4
Biological process (GO): post-Golgi vesicle-mediated transport
Cellular component (GO): cilium; periciliary membrane compartment
Molecular function (GO): GTPase activator activity
Source: RefSeq, a predicted model, not a curated record
AUGAAAGCUAAAUUGAAUAGGGAGGAUUAUUAAUUUCGAAAGAAAACAGGUUAAGAAUUGAUUAAAUAUCCUGGACAAUUAAAUGGGUUAGACUUUGUGGUCUCUAAUUGUGAAGAUUGCACAAUCUAUAUUUGUGAUCAUGCUGCAUAAAUAUUUGUGGAUUUGAGUAAGAAUUGCAAAAUCUUUAUUGGACCAGUUGAGGGCUCUAUCUUUGUUAGAAAAUGCGAGAAUAUUGAAAUAAGUGUUGCAUCAAGUUAAUUUAGAGUCUCAAAUUCAAAUAACAUCUAAUGUUUUGUCUAUACUUCAAGCGAUCCAGCACUUGAGAAAUCAACAGGCAUCAGUUUUGCUCCAUAUAAUUUCACUUAUCCUGGGAUCACUGAAGAUUUUGGGAAAGCCAAGUUGGAUCCCGCAAAUAAUAAAUGGAGUUAGGUUUUUGAUUUCACUCCUAAUGCUGAAGCCAGUAAUUGGACUCUCUUACAUCCUUCCUAAUUUCAUUUAGUAAGCAAAUCAUUUGAAGGCCUUGAAGAACCAGAAUAAUGUCCUGUUCCUAUCCCUACCACUUAUGGGGGAACAUGUACUAAGAAAAUCAUUUUGGGGAGUGCUGAUUAGAAAGCCAAUGGAUUGGAAUUCGAUUUUUUGAUGGGCAAAGACAAUGUCAAGAACCAAUAAUAAUUGUCUGAUGAAAAUCAAGUUUAUUUGGAGACUCAACUCAAACCAUCCAAUUAGAAAUAAGUUGAAUAGAUUUAAGGGAACUAUGAAGAGUUUGUAUUUGAUUAGGAAAGUGUUAAAAGUACAGAGCCUUAGGUCAAUUUGCAAAGUCAGACUACUUUUAAUGCAUUUGAUGAAUUGAUGGCUGUCGAUACUCAAUCAAACAAGUAAAGAGAAGUAUUUUAGAGUCAACAGAUGCUUAAGGAUGAUGCUGAAAGAAAACUAAAGGAGCAGAAAAGAAAAUAGGGUUAAGAAUAUUUAAAGAAGUUCAUGAGUGACUUUACAGAAUUAGCGAAUUAGAGAAAGAUACAAAAUAGAGCUAUUGUCAGGGAGAAGGUGUAGAAUAAGGAGGGAUGGAAGACAGUGAUGACAAAUAUAGAUGUGAAAGAUAAUGGAGGAGAAAAAGAUGUCAGUAAAAUGGCUUAAGCAAUUAAAAAUAAAUUCAUGGAUGUAUUAAAAUGA